UACUACCAAAUUGACUCCUCAAUGACAACACAUAAAUAUCCACCCCGAACUGUAUGCUGUAUUGCCUACAGCCAUCCAUCAGAGUGAUGUGCUACCAUAUAUAGUUGUGGUUAUAGAAGAUUAAUAGUUUCCAUGUGCUCCCCCAUGUCUGUGCAAAGUUACUGAUAAACCAGUUUUUUUGCAUGCUUCACACUAUAGUUUUUGAUUCCCACAUGAUCAGAGUUGAGGUUAUAAGAGAUUGAUUUUUCUUUUGUUGAAUUCUCUCUGGAAAACCAAGAAAAGGGUCUGUGCCUCUCUGUUGAUUCUGGUAGAAAUUUGCUUGAGCUUUGAAGAUGGCAGGAGGGCAUUUUGGGCCGGCUGGUGUGGCCAAGGAGAGAGCAGGGCAGUAUCAAGGGAAAGUCACCUUUUCUGUCAUCAUUGCAUGUGUUGUCGCUGCUGUUGGUGGCUCUCUCUUUGGCUAUGAUAUUGGGAUCUCAGGAGGAGUAACAUCAAUGGAUGGCUUUCUUAUGAAAUUCUUCCCUGGUGUUUAUGAAAAGAAGCAGCAUGUACACGAAAACAACUACUGCAAGUACAAUAACCAAGGAUUAUCAGCCUUUACAUCUUCCCUCUACCUUGCCGGUUUGGUUGCAUCUCUGGUUGCAAGUCCUGUUACAAGAAUUUAUGGACGUCGAGCAAGUAUAAUCUGUGGUGGUGUCAGCUUUCUCAUUGGAGCUACCUUAAAUGCCUCGGCCAUCAACCUGGCAAUGCUUCUCUUGGGCCGAAUCAUGCUUGGUGUCGGCAUUGGAUUCGGAAAUCAGGCUGUCCCAGUAUACUUAUCAGAGAUGGCACCAACUCAUCUUAGAGGAGCACUGAACAUGAUGUUUCAGCUAGCAACCACCACCGGAAUCUUUACGGCAAACAUGAUUAAUUAUGGAACACAGAAGCUUGAACCGUGGGGAUGGAGACUCUCCCUAGGUCUAGCAGCAGUUCCAGCUGUCUUGAUGACAGUGGGAGGGAUAGUUCUGUCCGAGACACCUAAUAGUUUAAUAGAACGAGGAAUGCAAGAUGAAGGGAGAAAAGUCCUCGAGAAAAUCAGAGGAACUAAAAAUGUUGAUGCGGAGUUUGAAGACAUGGUGGACGCAAGCGAGUUGGCUAACUCGAUCAAGCAUCCAUUCAGAAACAUCCUUACAAAAAGGAACAGGCCUCAACUGGUUAUGGCAAUCCUGCUGCCAGCAUUUCAGAUUCUGACAGGAAUAAAUUCUAUUCUCUUCUAUGCUCCAGUACUGUUUCAAAGUAUGGGAUUUGGAGGCAAUGCUUCCCUCUACGCCUCAGCUGUGACUGGAGGAGUUCUUUGUUCCUCUACCUUUAUUACCAUUGCAACAGUCGAUAGAGUAGGCCGGAGAUUUUUACUUAUCAGUGGUGGAAUACAAAUGAUAAUAUGCCAGGUAAUUGUUUCUGUAAUCUUGAGGUUGAAAUUCGGGGAGAACCAGCACCUGUCAAAAGGUUUCUCGGUGUUGGUUGUCGUUAUGAUUUGCUUGUUUGUUCUAGCCUUUGGAUGGUCAUGGGGCGGGCUUGGCUGGACCAUUCCAAGCGAGAUAUUUCCGCUGGAAACCCGAUCAGCUGGACAAGGCAUUACAGUAGCUGUAAAUCUUCUUUUCACUUUUGCUAUAGCUCAGUCUUUCCUAUCCCUCCUUUGCGCGUUCAAGUUUGGAAUCUUCCUCUUCUUUGCUUGCUGGGUUCUUCUCAUGACCAUUUUCGUCUACUUCUUCCUCCCUGAAACCAAGGGCGUUCCUAUUGAAGAGAUGAUAUUCAUGUGGAGAAAGCAUUGGUUCUGGAAGAGAAUAGUGCCUGGGAAUCCAAAUGAUGAGGACGGUUCGACAGAAUUAGGUGAAAGAGUUGAAAGGACAACAGAGUGAACUUGGCAUCAUCUAGUGAUCAAGACAUCGUACAAGAAAGGCCUAAAUAAACAUGCAAUUCACAAACAAAAAAGAGCCAUGAUUGUUAGCCACGUGACCUUAAGUAGAUGGAUGAGGAUGUUCAAGCACUGGACCCAACCCUGCGUUAUGUAAUGAUCUUAUUUUUACAUUAUCAAUUUAGUUAUCACUAGUUUAUUCGGCCGCA
Molecule: messenger RNA, 2100 nt
Organism: Populus trichocarpa (black cottonwood)
Lineage: Eukaryota; Viridiplantae; Streptophyta; Magnoliopsida; Malpighiales; Salicaceae
Product: sugar carrier protein A
Exons: 4
Coding region: 333-1895 (520 amino acids)
Biological process (GO): monosaccharide transmembrane transport
Cellular component (GO): membrane
Molecular function (GO): monosaccharide transmembrane transporter activity
Source: RefSeq, a predicted model, not a curated record